AUGGAGCUGCACCUGACUGAAGGAACUCGCGAGGGAAAGACAGUGACAGUACCUGGUCCCUUCCAGCACACCCCGGUAGAUCGCAAUAUAAGGCGAGUCGAUAGUGGAUAUGGCGGGUUUGAUGAAGCACCCGUCGCAGCCCCAACCACACAUACAUCCCCCAGCGAUGCCAACAACGACCAUAUUCAACCCGAAGACUCAGGCUCGCCAGCUACCGAGCCACAUAUCGAGAGCACAGAAACAGCACCGGACAAUUCCCAGCCAUCAUUUUCGGCAUUCAGCAAAUACGAAAGGUCAUUCAUCGUGAUGAUGGUGACUCUUGCGUCGUUCUUCUCCCCACUUUCCGGUCAAAUCUACUACCCGGUCAUGCCAACAUUGGUACGGAAUUACCACCUUACACCCGAGCUGAUCAACCUGACAGUCACAACAUAUAUGAUCUUCCAAGGCCUAGUCCCGAGCUUCAUGGGCACAUUCGCCGACACCGGGGGUAGACGUCCAGCAUAUGUCAUUGCGUUCGCAGUGUACACCGCUGCUAACAUCGGACUGGCGUUACAAAACAGUUUCGCGGCGUUGAUUGUCCUCCGCUGUCUCCAGAGCGCAGGGAGCAGCGGCACCGUGGCCUUUGGAUAUGGUGUUAUAGCGGACAUUACGACAACAGCAGAGCGUGGGAAAUAUAUCGGGCCUAUGGCUGCAGGUGUUAUGGUUGCGCCUGCGCUGGGCCCUGUUAUCGGUGGUCUUUUGGCCAAAUUCCUCGGCUGGCGCAGUGUCUUCUGGUUCCUGGUCAUUGUUAGUGGAGGGUACUUGGUGUUCUAUGUGCUUACUAUGCCGGAGACGGCACGCAAAAUUGUUGGUGACGGCCGUGCAGUACCGAACGAGUGGUGGCGCAGGUCGGUUAUCCAAUGGUGGUCGAAGAGGCAGACACAGUCUGAGGAAAGGCAAACUGAUGCAGAAGGGUCGCAACAACAGUCCUCGCAUACUAAGAGACUUAGGUUCCCGAAUCCUCUCAGCUCCUUUGUCAUUCUACUGGAGUGGGAUGCCUUGAUCAUCAUCUCGUACGUCGGGAUUGUGAUGUUCGCGAAUAUCGCUCUGUUAACAAGCACUCCUAAUCUCUUUGGUCCCCUGUAUGGAUUCAGCGAGCUCCAGAUUGGGCUCUGUUUCUUGCCCCUCGGGGUAAGCUCUUGCCUCGGCGCAGUCCUGUAUGGAAAAGUCAUUGACUACAACUACAAGCGGACAGCCCAAAAGCUCGGAUUUCCAGUGAACCGCCAGAAAGGGGACGAUUUGCGCAGUUUUCCGAUCGAGCACACUCGCCUGCAAACAGUAUUCCCCGCAAUGGCCAUCGGCGUUGUAGCAUUCAUCCCGUACGGGUGGGUGCUGCAGCAAAGAGUACACUUAGCCGCUCCACUGGUGCUGCAAUUCAUUAUAGGAUUCUGCUUCGUUGCGGCCCUGAACUGCCUCAACACCCUUCUUGUCGACCUAUUCCCAGACAAGCCUGCCACAGCUGCAUCGGCAUGCAACCUUGUUCGCUGCUGCCUUGGCGCUGUUGGUGCCGCGGUCAUUAGCCAAAUGCUAAGUGGCAUGGGAUGGGGAUGGUGUUUCUUUUUCUUGGGCUUGGCCAUGACUGCUGGAAUGGGGCUGCUCUGGGUUGAGAAUGUGUAUGGGAUGGGCUGGAGAGAGAAGAGGUUGCUCAAGAUCGAACAGAAGAUGGAGAAGGAUGCGAGAGCUGCUGAGAUUCAGAUCGAAGGAAAGGCCGAUGGGAGAGAACAGAAGGAUACUAAUGUUCAGGAAUUGGUUGCUGGUGCUAAUGAUGCUAAUGUCGCUGAAGAACCUAGAAGAACGGAGUGA
Molecule: messenger RNA, 1842 nt
Organism: Penicillium roqueforti
Lineage: Eukaryota; Fungi; Ascomycota; Eurotiomycetes; Eurotiales; Aspergillaceae
Product: putative MFS transporter
Exons: 2
Coding region: 1-1842 (613 amino acids)
Biological process (GO): transmembrane transport
Molecular function (GO): transmembrane transporter activity
Source: RefSeq, a predicted model, not a curated record